Molecule: messenger RNA, 957 nt
Organism: Pectinophora gossypiella (pink bollworm)
Lineage: Eukaryota; Metazoa; Arthropoda; Insecta; Lepidoptera; Gelechiidae
Gene: Scox
Product: protein SCO1 homolog, mitochondrial
Exons: 5
Coding region: 118-870 (250 amino acids)
Biological process (GO): intracellular copper ion homeostasis; mitochondrial respiratory chain complex IV assembly
Cellular component (GO): mitochondrial inner membrane
Molecular function (GO): copper chaperone activity; copper ion binding
Source: RefSeq, a predicted model, not a curated record
ACUGUCAAAAAAUGCAAAAAAUGUGAUAAUUAUCGGAAAUAAGAAUUAAUGGACAUAAUAGUAUAUUUUAAUGAAAGCAUACUGUUUUAACUUGACAUAACUUAUUAGACUCUCAAGAUGAAUUCGGUAUUGAGAAGUAGCGGCAAGCUUUUCCGUGCGUUCUCUACAUCUUCAGUGCGGCAAUGUGCGGUGCCGCCUAAGCGCAAGAAAUCGUUCUUCGUUCCGAUAACAUGGAAGUCCAUGGCAGCGACAGCGGUGAUUGGCGGUGGACUCACAGGCUUCAUGCUAUACGUGCGAAAGGAGAAGCAAGAGGCUCUGGAUAAAGAAAGAAAACGACAGUUAGGCAAAGCCAAGAUUGGAGGCAGUUUUGAGCUCGUCGACUCCGAGGGUAAACUGGUGAAGAGUUCAGACUUCCUUGGCAAAUGGCUGCUGAUAUACUUUGGCUUCACUCACUGUCCAGACAUCUGUCCUGAUGAACUGGAGAAACUGGCAGAAGUAGUUAACAAACAUGAUCAAACACCAUCAGCACCUCCACUUCAGCCCCUAUUUAUAUCUGUAGACCCUCAGAGAGAUACGCCAGAGAUUGUGGGCAAAUAUUGUAAGGAAUUCAGUCCUCGGCUCCUGGGCCUGACAGGUACUAAGGAACAAGUGCAGCAGGCUUGCAAAUCGUACCGAGUGUACUUCAGUGCAGGUCCACAGGAUGUUGAUAACGAUUAUAUUGUGGACCACACAAUCAUCAUCUACCUUGUGAACCCAGAUGGUGAGUUUGUGGACUAUUAUGGGCAGAACCGAAACGCCAAGGAGAUCCAUGACUCAAUGCUUGUCAACAUCCAGAAAUACCAAGCAGCGACGAAAAGUUCCUGGUUUUAAACCAAACUUUGUGCAUUUUAGUGAUAGACUUUUUAGUUUGAAUAUUUUCUUUUUAAGUAAACUAUAAAAUAAAUAGUUUUGUUACAG